AUGGCCGAAUACCCAGUUUCCUAUUAUUUUCUAAAUCUUUUCAAUUUCCAAGUGGAAAUUUUGAAUGGCGGCGAAAGCGAGAAUCAAACAUUUCAAAUUUUUCACAUUCAAAACGUCACCAAAAUAUUGCUCAUAUUAGAGAUUUUCAUAAUCAUUCCAAUUUACAUUCUGUUUUUGGCGCCAUGGUGGAUUUUUUGGAUUGGUGUGCAUUUUGCGUUGAUUUUGGUGACGAUUUAUGGAAUUGCGAGAAGAAAUCAUUUGUUUUUGUGGCCAAUUGUUGUGGUGGCAGUGAGUUUUUUUGCGGAAAUAAAAUUCCCGCUUUGAUAAAAUUUGAAAGAUUUGCAUUUGUAGUGUAAAAUGGUUCAUUUAUUUACAGAACCUUUUGUGUACAGUAAUCCUGAAGCUACAGUAACGUUUGAGUUACAAGAAAAAAAAUUCCAAAGUAUCCUCAAUUUGUCGAAUUUCAGGCUCUCCAAUUUCUAACCUGGUCAACCUUAACAUUUUUCCAAUUUCUCGUGCUCGCUUUCAGCACCGAAACUUUUCUCGAAUUCUAUUCUCAACAAUUUCAUGAAGGAUUUUUCGAGAAAGCGAUUGCUGUUAUUGUUAUAAAGGUAUUUAUUCAUGCACCUUUUUUCAAUAAUCUAAAAUUUUUCGUUUUUUUCAGACAAUCAGUUUACUUAUUGGCCUGUUUUUCUUCUGGCGUUUAACUGUUUUCUACAGAUGUAAAAAAUAUUUUUUCGAAAGAAAAGAACGACAACCAGUUUCGACUGAAAAUGAACUGAAGCUUGUUGAAGAACCUGAAAAACCGAAUGAAAUUGAAGUUUAA
This is a messenger RNA of Caenorhabditis angaria, 826 nucleotides long. The record is from the annotation of a GenBank genome assembly. Lineage: Eukaryota; Metazoa; Nematoda; Chromadorea; Rhabditida; Rhabditidae.